GACUCUUCAUAUGUUCCACAUGUGUACGACUCCUCACUAAAAGGCCAAAGUCACGAUUCACGAGUCGCGAGUUGACAGUUCUACACAUCUUCGCACCGUUCUCCGGUAAUCUAACCAGCAAAACAGCUAUGAACACUAUGCAAAGGAGUGGAUCAGGGUCAUUACAGAGCCCUAGAUCCCCAUCUUCACAAGCCCCAUUUCUAUCAGUAUCAGUUACGGAUCCAGCUAAAAUGGGUAAUGGAGUUCAAGCUUAUAUCUCCUACAAAGUCAUCACCAAGACAAAUUUACCAGAGUACCAAGGGAACGAAAAGAUUGUGAUUCGACGUUAUAGUGAUUUUGUAUGGUUACGUGAUCGUCUUUUUGAGAAAUACAAGGGCAUUUUUAUUCCUCCACUUCCAGAGAAGAGCACAGUAGAAAAGUUCAGAUUUAGUGCAGAAUUUAUUGAAAUGAGGCGUCAAGCUCUGGAUGUGUUCAUAAACAGAAUAGCUUCACAUCACGAACUUCGGCAAAGUGACGACUUGAGAACCUUCUUACAGGCUGAUGAGCAGGUAAUAAUUUUAAUUUGCUUGUUUGGGCUAUUCAGUGGAGUUCAUGUGUCAGCUUAACUUUCUUGUGGAGAC
Nicotiana tabacum (common tobacco) is the source of this 620-nucleotide messenger RNA. NCBI's taxonomy places the organism in Eukaryota, Viridiplantae, Streptophyta, Magnoliopsida, Solanales, Solanaceae. The record is from RefSeq and is a predicted model, not a curated record.